Tribolium madens (black flour beetle) is the source of this 2507-nucleotide messenger RNA. Its product is annotated as venom carboxylesterase-6-like. The record is from RefSeq and is a predicted model, not a curated record. NCBI's taxonomy places the organism in Eukaryota, Metazoa, Arthropoda, Insecta, Coleoptera, Tenebrionidae. The coding region runs from base 261 to 1943 and encodes 560 amino acids. The transcript is spliced from 9 exons.
CUUAAUUAAGCCACAUAAUUCCAUAAAAUUCUAGAUAUAUUAUGGUAAAAAAAUUUAGUUAUUCGUUUCUCAAAAAAUGGAAAGCAUCGUUCUAAUUCGUUAACAUAUUAACUGUUAUCUAAAUUUCUUCUCUAAAAUUCAAGAGGCUUUCUGAAAUAUUUCACUUUAUCAGAAGCAUGUUGUCAAGUGUAGAAACUAUUUAAAAAUAUCUUGUUACCGACACAAGAUUGCAGUAUUCGGUGGUUUGUAAAACUAUCACGAUGGUCAAGAAAAUAUUGGUCGCGUUAUGUUUGUCGAUUAACGUUGCUUCUCUGCUUGGAACUCCUGAUAUUAUACUACCAAACGGUCCAAUCAGAGGGAAAGAAGCAACAACAAUUAAAAAUACGCAUUACUAUGCUUUUGAAAAAAUUCCAUAUGCAAUGCCUCCUCUGGGACAAUUACGUUUCAAAGCUCCCAUACCUCCAGCAAAUUGGGAUGAACCUUUGGAUACUAUUGACAUGGAUGUAGUAUGUUAUCAACAACCAUCCAAUAAUGAAUAUGAGUCAGAAGACUGUCUUUAUCUCAAUGUUUUCACCCCUCAGCUUCCUGAUGAUAAUAACGAUCUAAGACCGGUUAUGGUAUAUAUACAUGGUGGUGGUUUUGUUGGUGGUUCUGGUAGACACACCUAUGGUGAUCGUAUAAUUGACCAAAAUCUUGUUUUUGUUGCUGUCAACUACAGAUUGGGACCUUUUGGUUUUUUGUCAACACAAGAUGAAGUAAUUCCGGGAAAUAAUGGUCUAAAAGAUCAACACUUAGCCUUAAAAUGGGUUCAUGACAACAUCCACUUAUUUGGUGGCGAUCCUGAUAAGAUAACUAUUUUUGGACAAAGUGCCGGGUCUGCCUCUUGUGCUUAUCAGUUAAUAAAUCAACAAAAUAAAGGUUUGUUUCAAGGGGCUAUUUUACAAAGUGGAUCAUUUUUGAGUCCUUGGGCUUUUCAAAGAAGGGCAAGGGAAAUUGCUUUUGACACUGCUGCUUUUAUAAAUGAUACGUUUAAAACAAAUCGCGAUUCAAAAACUUUGUUAGAAUUUUUGCAAAGUGUAGAUGCAAAAGCUAUAGAUAGAGCGUCUGAACAAUAUCAUGAUUCGGAGUCAAGUCCUGAAGAUACGGAAAUCUUGCAAGGGUUCUAUUGGGCUCCAGUUGUGGAAAUCAAAAAUCCGGAUGCUUUUCUUACAAAAAAAAUGUAUGGCUUGCUCCAAGCUGGUAAUGUGGUUGGUGUUCCUAUUUUAAUUGGAAUGACAUCAGAGGAGUCUCUUGCUUUUAAUACAAAUGCAGAUGUUUUAAAAAAUGUCAUGACCGUUUAUGACGAAAAUUUAGAUUGGUUGGUACCAAAUGACAUGGAAGUAACUGAUGAAAAUAAUCGUACUACGAUUGGAUCAAAAAUACUGGACAUAUACACAGGUGGUAAUCCUCUAGCUGGUCAUCUCGGCGACGGUGUUCGGUACUCUAGUGACACUUCAUUUACAAGAUCUAUUAUAAAGCAUGCUGAAAUUUAUUCUGCAUUUGCCGAUACAUACUUUUAUCAAUUUUCCUACGACGGUGAAUUAGCUGGAUUCAAUGUUCAUUAUGAUGGUGCUGAAAGUGUUGCUCAUAGUGAAGAUUAUGCAUACAUUUUUUGUGGGGGAACAGCUUGCAAUGUUAGUAAAUAUCCAGAAUCUGAUCAAACAACAGUUGACAGAAUAAUUGCAAUUUGGACCAACUUUGCUAAGUACCAAAACCCAACUCCAGAACCAGCUGAACUUCUGCAAAAUAUUACGUGGCCUAAAGUUUCCACUGAAGAUGGUGACUUUUUAUACGUUGACAUAAAUGAAAAUCUAGAAAUAAAAAAUCAUCCAAAAGAAGAAACGUACAAAAAGUGGAUUGAAAUUUAUGAUGGUUUGGGGUAUUCAGAUUUUGACACAUAUUAAACAACCUCAAGUAGCAACAUUCGUCAUUAACUGCAUUUAGUUCCAUUUAUAUGUUUUGUUUUGUAAUUUUAAGUAUGAGUAUGAGUGUUUAAAAUAAUUAGCUCUACUAAGAAUUAGUUUACAUUGUUAAAAUUUGGUUAGAAAAGAAAUAAAUGAUAAUUCUAUACAAUGUUGACUUUUAUAAUCCACUUAUUCCUACAAGCAUAAUCAAUAAUAACUAUUGUUGUUAAGUUACCAAUGACCUGCAGCGGUACAAAAACGGAAUGUGUAAAAAUUUAAAUAAAACCGCAAGUAAGUAUACUUGUAUGAAUUACUUGUCAGUUCCUAUUAUAUUUUUUUUUGUACUGCGGUUUCCACAUAUUGACACAAUUUAUUUUUGAACGUUGAUAUUUAAUUUUUGAUAUUUUAAUAAUUGUACGCUUAAAUUGAGCCAAAUUUCUUGAUUGAUUUUUUUAUAUCAAAUUUAAAAAUAUUUUUGCGAAACGUGGUUUCGUCGUCACUAUACAUAAGCUAUAUCAAUUUAAAAAUUAAGCUAGCAGAAAAUAAAUAUUUACUACCGUUUUA